CGUAGCGCCCAGACUGCGGCCAGCGGCGCGGGGUCCGCCGGUAAUAACGGAACGUCCGAGGCCGACCGGCCCGUUCCGUUAUUGGAGAGUGCUAGUGGUGAAAUUACAUUUUUUUUCUUAAAAAAGGCUUUGUUAAUAGAAAAUAAGAUUAAAAUAUUUGCUUAGAAAAUUUUAAAAAUACAAAUAACAAUUAUGUUAAUACAUAUUGUACAUUUCUUAUUUAAUAUUUUAUUAUUUUGCUCCUCUAUAAACGCAACCCGGCGUGCGCCAUUCCGGAUUCCCGUUGGUGUUAGAGGCAUUUAUCUGAUCGUCCUUGUGAUAUUGCGCUUAUUCAGGCUAUUAUACAGUAUCGUAGCUACCUGAACUACGGUUCUUCGAGUCUGAAAUGGGAAAAAGUCGGGCGAAGCACAGUCUGCGAGUUCUCCAUAUCGGUGGUGAGCACCUGACGAUUCUCCGGAGGCUGGCUGCCCGCGCUGCAAAGACCACAAAGAGGGACCACUUCACAGUACAGCAAGUGUGCACUGCUCCGCAAGUCGCCCUGUUCAAGGAGCACAAAGCUGUGUUUGAAGGCCUGAUAAAGGACUCGUGCACGGUAAAAGACGGUAACCUCGUCGUGUUUGCGGAGUCAGUGACUCUGAGUGUGCGGAAGAAGCCUAGCGUGGACUUGUACACGGUGACGGCAAAAAUCCACGUGCGCCGUGACCUAAACAUUUAGCUCAAGAUGUUCCAGCUUGGUGUGCCGCUGGGUGAGGUCGUUGAGUUUUUGAACGUUGGUAGACGCCGACAUGUUGUGAUAGAAGAGGCAUCGAUUGAGCAGUUUUUAAAAGAAAAGGUAGCAGCAUCUCUUCCAGCAUCAGCAAAGGUAGACAUCCAGAAUGUGAAAUCCAUCUGUCAGUAUCUUAGGAGGCUGACAAAACGUGCUACUGCGGGAUCAAAACAAGUCAAGCAGCUGCAAGCAAAAGUGGCAAAGGCGCCUCCCAUCAAGGUUCAGUACUUUGUUGGUGAUGAAUCGAUCAAGGCGUUUGUGGACUGCCUGCAAAUGAACAUUCGCCGCCUGGAAAGCAGCCAAUCCAAGAAGAAGUCCAAGAAGAAGAGUAAGCCGCCAAAAGCGCCAGGAAAAAGCCCACGGAACAUCCGGAGGAUGAAGAGCAUGGUGCUGAAAGAGUUGAAGGAAAAGACAGGACAGGAGCAUGUUCUGGUGUCUAAGGAGUCUCCAAGGAAGACCGUCACCAGGCUUGAUCAGGCGGGAGUCAGCCUCAGAAAGUACCGCCAACUGAAGCUGUCCAACCAACCAUCCGAGAAAAAGCUGACAACGGCCAGGAACACUCUAAAUGAGCAUGCCACCGACGUGGGCAUGCUCCUGAAGAAUCUCCUGUCGAAAUGUCGGUGCGACGGGCCUGCCCGUGUGAAGGUGUCAGUGGACGGACAUAACCCGUCGCGCAACAUUAGCGCAGUGACAUUCUCGCUGUCCCUGGUGUGCGAGAGGGAUACACAAAGCUCCAAGUACAUCGUGCCUGUUAUCAGUCUCCCCGGUGCAGAGACCUACGAGCUGGUGAGAGACUCGAGCGCCUGGGAGCAAAUUGAGCGUGAGCUCAAUGCAGUGAUUGAUGUAGGGGGUCGCCACGUGAAUGUGGAGUACUAUCUGUGCGCGGACUUGAAGUCCAUUCUGCUGUACCUAGGGUACAAGAGUGCUAAUGGUAGAGACGUGUGCAUUUAUUGCAGCUGCAAUAAGGGCAGGUGGGGUGCGUGCUGUGCGGACGGGAAGUGCCAGGCGAGGUUCCGUCAGGCACCAGAUGGUUCGAUCGCGUUGCCUGCACUGCGACCCAGUGACCCGGGUUACAAGCAGCCGCCGCUUGUGGACAUUACGAGAUAUAAGUUUGUGAUCAUUGACAUUUUGCACUUGUACUUACGUGUAACUGAUCAGCUGUUCGUGCGCUGCUGUAACUUUAUGGAUAAGCGACAGAUCGGUGAAUUCCUAGCCGUGUGUCAGCACCAUAAGUUAAGCGCGUUCCAUCUUCGCGAUGAGAACGGAAAGCUGAGAUUUUCAAAUCUGGAUAAGUCCAAGAGAGAGAAGAUGAUGGAAGCCGUCUUCCUGAAAGAGGCAGUGCUGCGCACGCUGAUGCCACCGUCUAGGGCAGAUCGGGUGAUUGCUGUCGUGGAGAAGUUCCAGCAGGUGUGGAAGCUCAUCAACUCCGACGCACCCAACCUCGAGCAGCUGCAAGCAUCGGUAGUGGCCUUCACAAAGCAGUUUCGGAAGUCGUUUGCCUCAGACGAGCUUCCAAACUAUGUGCACAUGAUGUGCCAUAUACCACUGCUGAUCGAACAUUUUGGAUCGCUACGAGCGUUCCAGCAGCAGCGAGUGGAGGCGCUGAACCACGCCAUAAACGUCAGGGUGAGGAGCGUCACCAGGCCGGGUGCCAUCCAGAUGCAGCAAGCCGUUCAGGCGGUGAACAGAUCAUUGUGGUAUGUGUGAGUGUGUGGAAUGAUGCGGAGAAAACGGUGCUGACUGAUGUGAACUGAUGUUUCGGCCUAGGUGAAAACGCCAGUGAUUUAACUGUGUGUAUUGUAAUGUGUGCUGCGUUCAUCAAGAGCGCUGAUGUUUCGUGGUUUGUAUUGUAAUGUAUGUAAAUAACUGUAUCUAGUAGUACGUCGGUCCUUUAGUAUGCAAGGCGUGCAGUGCUGCUGAGGAGAUGAGAUUGAUCGUGAACCGGUGUUCGAUUUUAGGUGAAGACCCGCAUGUUUUUACCUUCGUGUUGUACUGUAGUUUAAUAACUGUAUUAACCCUUGCCUGGAAUGAUAUGCGAUUUCAUAAGGCACGCGUAAUGUACGAAAUAUGUGCACGCCCAUUUGCCGUAUAUUGUUUGGUUGCUCGAUUUGUCUUUUGUCUACGCAUCAACAUCGUUGUCAAGAGCGUUCUGGAGGGCGCUCGCGAUGCUAAGUUGAAGUUCUACGAUUCAUGAUGUGACUAGCAACCGCUUGUUUAGUUUUCUCAUAUUUGUAUCUGCUCUGUUUGCAAGUAAACUGCACCUGCAAUGCAUGUAAGCAAACUGUGUGUUCCUACCUGGUUUGUAAAUAUACUAUUGAGGUUCCCAAUA
Messenger RNA from Amphibalanus amphitrite, 3095 nucleotides. RefSeq lists its product as uncharacterized. The record is from RefSeq and is a predicted model, not a curated record. NCBI's taxonomy places the organism in Eukaryota, Metazoa, Arthropoda, Thecostraca, Balanomorpha, Balanidae. The transcript has 2 exons. Bases 722 to 2473 code for a protein of 583 amino acids.